CCCGAGACCGCAAGCGAACCCACGAUUUCGCAAGCAGAUCGAACGAACCGAGCCGAAGCGAGAGCAGAGAGCAAGGCAAGGAGGCGGCGGAACCGGCGAUGGAGCGGCUGCAGCGGAUCUUCGGCGCCUCCGGGAUGGGGCAGCCGCCGACGGACUCGCCGCUGCUCGACUCCUCCGAGCAGGUCUACAUCUCCUCCCUCGCGCUCCUCAAGAUGCUCAAGCACGGGAGGGCGGGCGUGCCCAUGGAGGUCAUGGGCCUCAUGCUCGGCGAGUUCGUCGACGACUACACCGUCAGGGUCGUCGACGUCUUCGCCAUGCCGCAGAGCGGGACCGGGGUUAGCGUCGAGGCCGUCGACCACGUCUUCCAGACGAACAUGCUUGACAUGCUCAAGCAGACCGGCAGACCAGAAAUGGUUGUAGGCUGGUAUCACUCGCAUCCUGGCUUCGGUUGCUGGCUCUCAGGAGUUGAUAUCAAUACUCAACAGAGUUUUGAAGCUUUGAACCCCAGGGCGGUUGCUGUUGUGAUAGACCCCAUCCAGAGUGUCAAGGGGAAGGUGGUUAUUGAUGCAUUCCGCCUCAUUAAUCCUCAGACCAUGAUGCUUGGCCAGGAGCCACGACAGACAACGUCUAAUGUUGGGCACCUAAAUAAGCCGUCUAUUCAGGCUCUUAUCCAUGGGCUGAACAGACAUUACUACUCAAUUGCAAUCAAUUACCGGAAAAACGAGCUUGAGGAGAAAAUGUUGCUGAACUUGCACAAAAAGAAAUGGACCGAUGGACUAAUUUUGAAGAGGUUUGACACUCACUCGAAAACCAAUGAGCAGACUGUCCAGGAAAUGCUGAACCUAGCCGUCAAGUACAACAAGGCAGUGCAAGAGGAGGAUGAGCUGCCACCUGAGAAACUCGCGAUAGCAAAUGUUGGUCGGCAAGAUGCGAAGAAGCAUUUGGAAGAGCAUGUGUCGAAUUUAAUGUCAUCAAACAUAGUUCAGACCCUAGGAACCAUGCUUGACACGGUUGUCUUUUAGGUUGUCACUCUUGUUGUACCUAACUGUCUACACAUACCCACUUUAAGUUUAUGGAGGCCUGACAUGUGCAAUGACCUUACGCCAGAUACAUUUUGGUUCUAAGGUUUGUUUAUGAAUGCAUUCUUCUGUUGCUUGGUGUUGUUUAACUUCA
Messenger RNA from Setaria italica (foxtail millet), 1173 nucleotides. Its product is annotated as 26S proteasome non-ATPase regulatory subunit 14 homolog. The record is from RefSeq and is a predicted model, not a curated record. The transcript is spliced from 6 exons. The coding region runs from base 99 to 1022 and encodes 307 amino acids. Gene Ontology annotation, molecular function: proteasome binding; metallopeptidase activity; protein binding. NCBI's taxonomy places the organism in Eukaryota, Viridiplantae, Streptophyta, Magnoliopsida, Poales, Poaceae. Gene Ontology annotation, biological process: proteasome-mediated ubiquitin-dependent protein catabolic process; protein deubiquitination. Gene Ontology annotation, cellular component: proteasome regulatory particle, lid subcomplex.